AACGUAUUGUUUUGUAUUUAUUGUAGAAUCUCUGUUCUGGGUGAUGCUCUUUCAUCUCCUCAACUUCCUUUUCCUCUUCAUACCCCCAACCUCACCCGGAGCAAAUUGAAACUGUGAAGUUCUAGGACAGAAAGAAACUGCCAUGCAUGGAAGAAUGCAGUGAAUGAGAUGCUCUCGGGCGUGGUGGUCAUCAGCGGGAAGGACCCCGUGCAGCACCAGGGCCUCUCCCUGACCGUGGAAGGCACCGUGAACCUCCAGCUCAGUGCCAAGAGCGUGGGAGUGUUCGAAGCUUUCUACAACUCCGUGAAGCCGAUCCAGAUUAUCAACAGCACCAUCGAGAUGGUGAAGCCGGGGAAGUUCCCCAGUGGCAAAACCGAAAUUCCUUUUGAAUUUCCUCUGCAUGUGAAGGGCAACAAAGUUCUGUACGAGACCUACCACGGCGUGUUUGUCAACAUUCAGUACACCCUGCGCUGUGACAUGAAGCGGUCGCUGCUGGCCAAAGACCUGACCAAGACCUGCGAGUUCAUCGUGCACUCGGCGCCUCAGAAGGGGAAACUGACUCCGAGUCCCGUGGACUUCGCCAUCACGCCCGAAACCUUGCAGAAUGUCAAAGAGAGAGCCUUGCUCCCCAAGUUCCUGGUCCGAGGACAUCUGAACUCGACCAACUGCGUCAUCACGCAGCCGCUCACGGGCAAGCUGGUGGUGGAGAGCUCGGAGGCCGCCGUCCGGAGCAUCGAGCUGCAGCUGGUCCGUGUGGAGACCUGUGGCUGUGCAGAGGGCUACGCCCGCGACGCCACGGAGAUUCAGAACAUCCAGAUCGCCGACGGGGAUGUGUGCCGGGGCCUCUCGGUGCCCAUAUACAUGGUCUUCCCCCGGCUGUUCACCUGCCCCACGCUGGAGACCACCAACUUCAAAGUGGAAUUUGAGGUUAACGUCGUGGUGCUGCUUCAGGGCGACCACCUCAUCACCGAGAACUUCCCACUGAAGCUCUGCCGGAUGUAGCCGGAGGGAGGAUGUAGCCGGAGGGAGCACGGAGGUGCACGGGGGCGCCCCUGCCGGAGCCGGAGCCGGAGCCACCGCAGGCCCAUCCUCGGAUUCUGGGCAGAUGUGGACCUGACCCCUUGGAUCCGGUCACCUCCUUCCUCGUGUCCUCCACGCUCCUGCUCCCAGCGGCGCCUGGUCAGUCCUUUCCUUUGAAAGUCAUCGGGACUUCCCCGUGUUCUUGGCCAGAUCAUUUCCUGUGACUCCCGCCUUCCGGCUGCUCGUUAGGGACUGAGGACAUGUCUGACCACGGUGUGAGCUUCGCUGGAGUCAGGUCCUGGGGACCUCAGGGCCAGGCCUGUCUGACUGGGUUGUGCCGUGGCCGGGACUGCGAGCCCAGAGCCGCUGCCGACGGGGACAGGGACGGGGAGCUCCUGGCUGGUGGCGCCCGCAGAUGCGCUCCCGGAGGGGUGCCGAGUGGCCGCCACUGCAGGUGUGGGCAUGUAUUCCGCGCUGCCCUGUGGUUCUCCCACAUUUUUCAUGAGAGCUUUAAAGUGUUCUUGCUGUCAUGGGGGUGAGGGAGUUGGUGACAAUGGCUGAAGUAGUGAGUCUCAGGAACUGGUAUGACAUCUGGUGCCACCAUAUUCCCAGAAUGCACUUCCAUGCCAGCCUAUGUGAGGGGCACAUAUGUCCAUGCCUGGUGUUGGGUGCACUGGCUGGUGCCCUGGACCGAGGCACCCGGCCUCUGCGACCCAGAGACUUGUGUCAGCCAGACCCCUCUGGUUCAGGGUGUGGUGAGCCCGUUACACUCAUUGCCCACCCCCCGCCCUGCCCUGCAUCCUUCCCCCAGCACAGUGAACAGUCCUCAGAAGCAAACCCUGCGCUCUGCAGGCCGCCUGGCCUUCCCAGCCUCCCUCCUGGACGGGCUCCGGCCGGGCGGGCGGCCCAGGCUGGCGGCCAUGGUCCCCGCGGCCCCUGGUGACGAGAGGGGCUAAGGGCCAACAGCCGGCUCAGGCUCAGCUUCGUUGGGGCCGUCGGUUCCCGCAGAGGACACUUCUGCUUAGCCUCCUGCUAUGCUCACGUGACACCAACAAUGACCUGUCUUCGAUGAUGUGUCCACAGUGGCAGAAAACAGAGGCUAUCCUUUUUGGUAAAUUUCAAAGGUAGAAAUCAUUUUUAAUGAAUAAAAAGCUAAAUGAGAAUUUUGAAAAAUGGUUUGGGAUGUGUAUUGCUAUAAAUUGCUUUACUAAACCAGUUUAUGGAUACAAAUAUUACAAGUGCUUCCUUAGGGAGUAAUUCUUACCUGAAGAGGAUCCACAGCCCAUUUCCUUCUGCCCAGGCGUCCCAGGCAAGGGCCUCCGGCUAGACAUUCCCUUCUUGGCCAGACACCUGCACCAUGGUUGCUAGGGAGACGCGGAUGUUUGGGUGUCCUGGACAGCAACCAUCUGCUGCCGCCCAGGCUGGCGCUGGGCAUCACUCUCAGGCUCAGGGGUGUCAGAUUCUCCCGUUCGGGCACGAGGAGAGGAGGAGGCAGGGAGUCGGAGCCGUGAGUGCACUGUUCUGGAAAGGUCCGUGUGGGCGGAGCACCUUCUGGCCGUCAGAUCUCCAGCAGGAUUGGGCACAGUUCCCAGCCACGCUGAGCUCCAGAGCAGGCAGAGAGGAAAGCAGAAUAAAAUGUAAAAGCCGAA
Myotis davidii is the source of this 2669-nucleotide messenger RNA. It is a transcript of the gene VPS26C, whose product is annotated as Down syndrome critical region 3. NCBI's taxonomy places the organism in Eukaryota, Metazoa, Chordata, Mammalia, Chiroptera, Vespertilionidae. The transcript has 8 exons. Gene Ontology annotation, biological process: intracellular protein transport. The coding region runs from base 169 to 1002 and encodes 277 amino acids. Gene Ontology annotation, cellular component: endosome. The record is from RefSeq and is a predicted model, not a curated record.